Topomyia yanbarensis is the source of this 850-nucleotide messenger RNA. RefSeq lists its product as uncharacterized. The coding region runs from base 60 to 629 and encodes 189 amino acids. The transcript is spliced from 2 exons. The record is from RefSeq and is a predicted model, not a curated record. Lineage: Eukaryota; Metazoa; Arthropoda; Insecta; Diptera; Culicidae.
GCUGCGCUAUUUAGAAUAAGUCCUGUUCUAUUCGGAGACAGAAGCUGUCGGACUUCACCAUGGUUACGAUCACAACGGCUUAUUUGAUGCGAAUUGCUGCAAUUUUACUCUCCUUGUUACUGAACUCAAUAGUUGCAGCAGAUGAUGGUGCAGGAGGCAGCGUAACAGUAUCAGGCGGUCCCAACACCAAAAUGCCAAACACCAACCAAUCCACUAUAGAUAUCCACGGGUGUCCAGUUCAGAUUCCACCUGCCCCGGUCCAAUGUCCACCAGCGGAAAUUAAUCCGGUCUAUAAACCGUCUCCGAUGGUACCUGUACCAUCAUUUGCAACUGCGAUAACCACUGUACCCGAUGAAUGCGGGACGCCAGGCUUUGUCCCCGGCGCAUGUUACGUCCACGGACCCUUGCUCGCAUCGUCCCUACUACCGAAACCGACUCCAAUGCCGUCUCUCGACGUAGGAGAAAUCGGUUGCGACGAAGUGGUUGGCUACUUCCUGGCCCUCUACCGGUACUACGAUAGAAAGUGUCAACGGAUUGGGGCAAAGUGCCCUUACAAGUACCAAUACGCAGCGGCCUGGUUCGACAAGGUGGCGGCAGAUAUGGCCAGUCGCUGUAAUGCGGCUUGUUGAAGGAGAAUCAGCUCGGAUGUUCGGGCAAGUCGCGGGAUUGGAUUGACAGUGUUGAAAACCGCUAUACAACUGGAAGCUCCAAAAUUAGGAUAAUAAAUAAAAUAUUGUGAAUUCAAAAUUUAUUCAGUAUCAAUAAAGUGAUGACCCGUUUUUAUCAAUAUGGUGUAUUAUGAGUAUAUAUUGACAAAAUCGGGACAUUUUUUUUCUUUCUUUUUAAUAAA